UUCAUUUUGAAGAAUCUAGUCAAUUGAUUGAAUCAAAACAACCACCAGCGGAAACAUCAUCAUCAGCAUCAAUGUUAUUUUCAAAUAAUACUGUUGUUGGCUAUAGUCAUUCGUCAACAACAACAUCGAAUGACAACCAGGAUCCAAAUCCUGAAACAGCAACAACGGCCAACAGUACCAGUCAUGCAUCGAUUCCGCUUCAACAUCCUGGUCACCUAAAUAAUAAUAAUAAUCAUCAUGCGAUUACCACAACAUCUGCACAACAACAAAAUCAGUUUAGUUUGGCCAAUCAUCAUAAUCACAGUAAAAUUAUUAAUUCAUCAUCAUCACAUCAAGACAAACAUCAAUCAGAAUCAUCUGCAUCUUCAUCCGCAUCCGUAUCACCACCAAUACAAGUAGGAUCAGGCCCGUUAGUUAAUACUGUUGGUAAUGAUGUUCGUAAUGUAAUGUUAUAUGGUAUACCUAUUGUAUCAUUAUUAAUGGAUGGUCAAGAACGAUUAUGUUUAGCACAAAUAUCAAAUACAUUAUUAAAAAAUUUUAGCUAUAAUGAAAUACAUAAUCGUAGAGUUGCAUUAGGUAUAACUUGUGUACAAUGUACACCAGUACAAUUAGAAUUAUUAAGACGUGCUGGUGCAAUGCCUGUAUCAUCACGUCGUUGUGGUAUGAUUACAAAACGUGAAGCUGAACGUCUUUGUAAAUCAUUUUUAGCUGAAACUGAACCACCAAAAUUACCUGAAUCAUUUUCAUUUGAUGUUUAUCAUUGUUGUGCAUGGGGUUGUCGUGGUAGUUUUACACCAUCACGUUAUAAUAGUUCAAGAGCUAAAUGUAUUAAAUGUAGUUAUUGCGCAUUAUUUUUUUCACCAAAUAAAUUCAUAUUUCAUUCACAUCGUUUACCAACAUCAAAAUAUAUACAACCGGAUGCAGCAAAUUUUAAUAGCUGGCGACGGCAUAUUAAAUUAGUUGGUAAUCCUGAUGAACCAUCCGAUCAUAUUAUCUAUGCAUGGGAAGAUGUAAAAGCAAUGUUUAAUGGUGGAAGUCGUAAACGAGCAAUGACAUCAACAUUACAUUCAUUUACUAAAAAUCAAGAACAUCAUAAUCAUCAUCAUAAUCAUCAUUCACAUUCUACAAAUCCAAAUACAAGCCGAUCAUCCAUUGGUAAAGAUCAAACGAAACCGACAACAUCACGUACAUCGUCCAAACAAUCAAAAAAUUCAAAAAAUAAAUUACAUAAUAAUAAUAAUGAUGAUAAAGAUUCAAUUCCAUUGAAAUCAAUCGAUGAUAGUCAUCUGGAUGAUAAACAAGAAGAUAUUGAUGAUGAAGAUGAUGAAGAUAUUGAAUGCGAUGUUGAUUCAUUGGAUGAUGAUUACAGGGCUGUUCAAUCAAUACUUUCCAAUUCGAAUGAUAAUUUUACUAAUCAACAAUAUCAAUAUUCAAAUACAUCGAAGACAAGUGGUCAUCAUGUUCAUACAUUAAUCGAUAAUUCGGCUAAAAAUUUUCCAUCCGAAUCAGUGUCAUUAGCAGUUGAUAAUGCUAGUUCUUCUGCAGCUGAAUCAUCAUCAUCAUCAUCAUUGAAUGAUAUUGUGGAUAAUAAUCGUAAUGGUUUGAUUAAAAAUUUUCUAUUUGAUGGAUAUCCAAAUACUUCAUGUUUCAACAAUAAUAAUAAUAAUAAUAAUAGUGCUCAAUUUGAUCGACAAACACCGUUUGGUUUCACAAAUAAAACAUUCAAACCGAUUAUACAACCAUCAGCAUUGGCUACAUCAUCAUCAACGGCAAUUGCUGCGGCAAUAUUUUCAUCAGUUGCAACAGCAAAGGGUUCUCCUUCAUCAUCAUCAUCAUCAUCAUCAUCUUCAUCGGCAUCAUCUGUAUCAGCAUUAUCUUCAUCAUCUUCCUUAUUGGUGGCAAAUAAAAAGAUACCACAACAACAACCACCACCAUUAUCAACAGCGAUGGCAUCGUCACCUCCUUCAUCAUCACGUCUAACAUCACCAACAUUAUCUCAUUCAUCGGCUUCAUCUCCGCCACCAACACAUCAAGUACAGCCCUCAAAAGCCUUGAUCAACAAUGAUAUAAAUAAAUCGUUAGUGUUUGAUUAUGAUCACCAUCAUCAUCCUCAUCAUCCUCAUCAUCUUCAUCAUCAUCAUCAUUCGGCAUCGAAAUUAAUUCAAGAUAAAAUGAAUCAACGUUGGUUACAAAAUUUAAAUCAUUCUUCUCCUUCGACAACAAAUGAUUCGAUUUACAAUUAUAAUUUGAACGAAUCCUCAUCAAGAAUCAAUGAUAAUCGUUGUCGAAUGCCACCGAUUGUGACCAAUACAUCAACAAUCUCAUCAUCCGAUUCAUCGUUAUUUUCUUCAUCAUCGGGCUUGAAUCGUUCAGCUGAAUCAAUCAUAACUAUGUCAAAUCCGGCUAUUCUUAGUUCAUUGCUUUCAACAAACAAUAAUAAUACUACUCGUGAUUCUUGUCCUGCUUUUGGUUCCUAUGUUCCACCAUCAUCAAUACGUUCGACCAAUGUAGAUAAUCCGAAUUCCAAUCUAAUUACACCAUCAGAUAAUCUGGCCGAAAUAAUGUGGAAAGCUUGUAUGGCCAGUAAUGUUCGUGCUACAUUACCAUAUGCUAAUUUAUUUUGGCCAUCAUUACCACCACCACCACCACCAGUAUCAGCAUUACCAACUUCAUCUUCAUCAUUACCAACAUCUAGCCGAACAUUCAUGGAUCGAGAUUCUAGUCCGGAUAGUACACAGAUAAUGGAAGAGAAUGGUGCAUUAUCCAAACAACGACCCAUCAUUAACCGUCAAUCAAAUAAUCCAACAAUAAUGCCGGAAAUAUUUCCUUCUUUUCUGCCAAAUCUUAUCGGACAAAAUUCACGUCUAUUUCCACCAUCCACACAGCAAUGCUGUCCACAAUCACCAAAUUAUCUUGGCCGUAUGAUCAAUGAAUUUAGUGGUGGACAAUCUUCGAAUCAAACCAAUUCAAUGCUUCGAUUUGUAACGACACCUCGACAACCACUACCAAGCAAAGCAGAACAAUUCAAUUUGAUGACAAACAAUACCAUUCCAUCAUCGUUGACAACAUUCGAAAGUUUUAAAAAUCGACUAACCGAAGAUGUAUUUCUUUUCAAUCGUAAUAUCGAUCCGGUCAAUACAUUUCGAACACCGUUUCAUUCAUUUAAACAAACUGAUUUUAUGAUUGAUCAUCGAAAUUCUCAGGAUUUGUAUGCAAAACAUUAUGACGAAGAAAAUAACACUGCUAAAAGUCAAAGUAAUAAUCAAACAACAACAACAGCAAACAAACGAAAAUCAACAACUCAGGAAAAUGAUUCGACAAAGAAAAAUGGCAAGAAAAACAAACGAUCAUUUUUAGCCAUAUCGACACUUGUAUCAGAUAAUGAUCGAUCAGGUUUAAUUGAUCUAAGUCGAAAUGUAAAGCCAACAGCCAGUGUUAAAGAAAAUGAUAGAAAAAUGAAAGAGAAUGAAUCAAACAAUGAUGAUGAUGAUGAUGAUAAUCAAGAAUCACAGGAAAAAAUCGUUCCAAUCGAUUUUAGUGCUAAUGGUGACAACAAUAACAUUGCCGAAAUUAUCAACAAUUCAAUGGAUAAACAACAUAUCGAAUUGACAACCGAAUAAUAAUAAUUUAUACUC
Molecule: messenger RNA, 3635 nt
Organism: Dermatophagoides pteronyssinus (European house dust mite)
Lineage: Eukaryota; Metazoa; Arthropoda; Arachnida; Sarcoptiformes; Pyroglyphidae
Gene: fuss
Product: SKI family transcriptional corepressor fussel
Biological process (GO): negative regulation of transcription by RNA polymerase II; negative regulation of BMP signaling pathway
Cellular component (GO): transcription regulator complex; cytoplasm; nucleus
Molecular function (GO): RNA polymerase II cis-regulatory region sequence-specific DNA binding; SMAD binding; DNA-binding transcription factor activity, RNA polymerase II-specific
Source: RefSeq, a predicted model, not a curated record